Messenger RNA from Arachis ipaensis, 1119 nucleotides. RefSeq names its product small ribosomal subunit protein eS1y. Gene Ontology annotation, cellular component: ribosome. Gene Ontology annotation, molecular function: structural constituent of ribosome. Lineage: Eukaryota; Viridiplantae; Streptophyta; Magnoliopsida; Fabales; Fabaceae. The record is from RefSeq and is a predicted model, not a curated record. Gene Ontology annotation, biological process: translation.
GUACUAACACUAGCACCACCAGUAGGGUUUGCUGAGGCCGUCAUUUCAAAUCGACAAAAAAAAAAAAGGCCGUCACAGCAAGAGAGGCAAUUGGAGCUGAUAAGUUGAAGAAGAAUGGCCGUCGGAAAAAACAAGCGCAUCUCCAAGGGAAAGAAGGGUGGCAAAAAGAAGGCCGCCGAUCCCUUUGCCAAGAAGGAUUGGUACGAUAUCAAGGCUCCUUCCGUCUUCCAGGUCAAUAAUGUGGGCAAAACCCUUGUUACUCGUACUCAGGGCAAAAAGAUUGCUUCUGAAGGACUCAAACAUAGAGUGUUUGAGGUCUCACUUGCUGAUCUUCAAGGGGAUGAGGACCACGCCUUCAGGAAGAUUAGACUGAGAGCAGAAGAUGUACAAGGAAGGAAUGUGCUCACAAAUUUCUGGGGAAUGGAUUUUACUACUGACAAGCUGAGGUCACUUGUCAAAAAAUGGCAAACUUUGAUUGAAACUUACGUGGACGUGAAGACCACGGAUAAUUAUAUGUUGAGGAUGUUCUAUAUUGGGUUUACCAAAAGACGGUAUAACCAAAUGAAAAGAACCUCCUAUGCUAAAUCAAGCCAGAUUCAGCAGAUUCGCAGGAAGAUGAGGGAGAUCAUGACCAAGCAGGCAACAUCCUGUGAUCUCAAGGAGUUGGUCCGGAAGUUUAUCCCCGAAAUGAUUGGGAAAGAGAUCGAGAAGGCUACUUCUAACAUUUACCCUCUUCAAAAUGGGUUUAUCAGGAAAGUUAAGAUCCUGAAAGCCCCAAAAUUUGAUCUGGGGAAAUUGAUGGAGGUUCACGGUGGUGACUAUGCUGAAGAUAUUGGUUACACUGUGGACAGACCUGUUGAUGAACCAAUGGCUGAGGCUGGGGCUGAAGUAGUUGGCGUUUAAGUGAUAAUGGAUUUUAGUUUGUUUUAGGACUUUUACUAGUGUUUAUUUACCAGUUUUGUUUUGACAACGAGAAAUAUAAUUUUGCUUUCAAUCUAAAUUUUCGAUCUUGGGUAAACAUGAUACACUUCAAUUUUUGAUUUGGCUAAUUUUUCUCUGUGUAAAUGCAGAAGUGAUUUAACAAAAUCACGUUUAUAAUAAGUAAUAAUUUUUAGUUUC